GUGUCCAGCUGCUUGUGGUGUACAGGAUUUCCUGAGCUCUCCCAGCCUGUGACGUUGCACACCUCCCUUUCUCUGCCUUCUCCCCCUCCUCCCCAUGUUCUCCAGAUUCCACUCUCUCUCCAUCAGCUGCAGGAGCAGGUAUUUUCAAGCUUUUUCGGAUACAGUGCUGUAAAAAUGUGGAACAUGAACAAAAAGACCAGUUAAUAGACACCUAGCAAGAUAAAAAGCAAGUCAGGCCAAUUCUUGGUCUGUGAAGGAGUAUAAUCUCAUAUUUGAUCUCAUCCACGUGUCAGUCAGUAAAAAGAACCUGUGGGCUUUGCUUUAUUAGGCCAGGAUCUUUUUAUGACUUUUAUAUUUUCUUGCCCUCAUCUUGUCAAAAAUAUUUUGUACAGCUUUGAAGAGGCUGAAACCGAAACUGCAGAUUUUGUGGACGGCAGCUGGCACAGAGGAUAUACACAAUGAAUGAGGAAUGUGGUCUACUGGGUCGAGACCUCUCCAAGAUGACUGAUGAAGAAAUGCUGUCUCACAGCAAAGAGGAACUUAUCAGGAAGUUAAGAGAAGAAGAAGCAGAAAAAAUGGCAGCUCUUAUUCAAAGGGGUCGUCUUAUAAAAGAGGUCAACCGUCAGCUGCAAGGCCACUUGACAGAGAUACGUGAGUUAAAACAAGUCAACCAUCGUCUUCAGGAAGAGAAUAGAGAGCUGAAAGACCUCUGCUGCUUCUUGGAUGAUGACAGAUUAAAAAGCAAGAAACUAGCUAGUGAGUGGCAAUUAUUUGGCUACCAUGCAGCUAAAGUCUUAAGGGAAGACUUGGGUGGGUAUCUUAAAAAACUGUCUGAACUAGAGAGGCGGCAGGAUGAGCUUGUGAGGGAAAACACAUGCCUUUCUGAAGUUUUUCUGGCUCUAGAAGAAGAUGGGGCUUCCAUAAGGCACCAUGCUAGCCCUGUGGCCUCAUCAGAGCUUAGUCUUUUACCCUGUGGACCACGAGACUUAGGCGACGGGAGCUCCAGUACAGGCAGUGUCGGGAGUCCAGACCAGCUGCACGUUGUUUGUUCACCUGAUGACUGAAAGGGGUUUGGCCUACCAUUUUGUUGAAUGUAUAUGGCUGUGAAUGACAAAGACUCUUGGCCUUCAAAACAGGAUUCAUGAGGCCGCUGAUAGGGUGGGUGGGAAUUUGGGAAUAACAGCUUGGUCUUUUUACCCAUACACUCUUUUUCAUGUAUAUAUUGUACACACAAAAAUCUGAAGCCAUGUAUUCUUUUCUGUAAAUAAGCUGAUGAACAAAUACAGUAUAAGUACACGGCUGUGAGUUAGUACCAUUUCUGCUCUCGGUCGCUGUAUAUAUAACAGAGAAUAGAUAGUACACAUUCUACCUUGUCAAAGAUCUCUGUAGGUAUACAUGGGAAAGACAGUACAAUCUCUUCUUACAGUAAGUGAUCUCUGUAUGUAUACAGGCAAGCCAAUGUACAAUGUCCUUGUAUGCAUACAGGUGACCGAUAGUUCAAUGUCUGCUCCCAUUAUCUGAUCUCUGUAUAUUUAUGGAUAAAAUAGUUACAUAAUCUCUCCACAUACAUUUUAUAGUCUCAGAUUAUAGUUCUGAUGUAUCUGAGGUGUGUGUUUUUAAUUGCUCAUCAUUUUUCCAUGUUGCUGCUGUUUUGGCAGCUAUGCUUUCGAAUUUGUCUUUUAUCACAACGAUCCUCAUCUCCCACUGUGCAACAAAAUGUACCUGUGUUAUUUUCAGUAAUAGCCAUGACAUGCCAUCAGUGACACUGACAAUGGUCUGGUUUGGUGUAAAUGGAUGUCUCUGGCCAGCAGGAGAGAUGCCUAAUAAUAUACAUGGAAUAAUCUUUGCAAACAAUGCCUGAAAUUAGACAAUGUAAGGGUUUCCUAUGGUGUGCUCCUGACUAUAUUAUAGGUGACCAUGCAUCCCCUGUUGGCUGAAUCGAGAAGAUAUUUAUGUAUAGUUGUGAUAAAUGUGAAUCCCAGCACCACAGUGAUGGGGAAAAGAAUUGACAGAUGUCUCACUGUCUGUUUUUGUUAGUGAGACAUGUUCUUGUGCAUUGCCAGACAAAUAGAUAAGAAUGUCAUUGACAGGAAGACUUCUUUAAAUACAUGGAAAUGACUGACUGCAUUAUCUCUGCUCCUCUACUUUAAAGAACAAUGAAGGAAAUGUGGUAUUGACCAGAUAAACCCACAGUUGGCUGUUUAGAAUUAGUUCACACUUAUGAAGAGAGCUGUGUUUUUCAAAGCAUAGCUCUCCACAAGGACAUACAGAAAAAAAAAAAAAUUGUGUGCCCUGUUCGCAAUUAUUCACAGAUAGAAAAAUUGUAACAUGUCUUCAUUUUCCACACCGCUCUGUAGGUCUCUGAUCAACCCUGUGAGCUGCCAUGCACAGAAAUGAAUGGAGUUUAGAUAAAAAAGGGAAAUGGUACCUUGCGUUGUAAAAACACAAGGCACUGCCCCCCACUUUGCUGGCAGCUGGGAUCAAUGCCCUCAGAGAAAAUGUAACAAUUUUCUCUGCAGGUAAUGUGAACCUACCAUACACCCUAGGCAGAUACAGUAUGUGGCAUUGGAUUUGCAAGUUUAGUAUAUGUGUGAUUUUUCAGAGAUCUAUCAAACUUACGGUAUGCUGCAUUUCACAAGGAAUAAAAUACCCUAAAUAAUG
Molecule: messenger RNA, 2661 nt
Organism: Rana temporaria (common frog)
Lineage: Eukaryota; Metazoa; Chordata; Amphibia; Anura; Ranidae
Gene: CCDC85B
Product: coiled-coil domain containing 85B
Exons: 2
Coding region: 459-1064 (201 amino acids)
Biological process (GO): negative regulation of DNA-templated transcription
Cellular component (GO): nucleus
Source: RefSeq, a predicted model, not a curated record